Molecule: messenger RNA, 840 nt
Organism: Gloeophyllum trabeum ATCC 11539
Lineage: Eukaryota; Fungi; Basidiomycota; Agaricomycetes; Gloeophyllales; Gloeophyllaceae
Exons: 10
Coding region: 1-840 (279 amino acids)
Source: RefSeq, a predicted model, not a curated record
AUGCCCGCAUCGCCGCUUUAUCUUUGGAAAACUACUAGGAAGUCUGUCCCUAGCAAGCGUAUGGGCAGUCCCGUGGGAGUGGUACAAACUCUCAAGUCCAAGGCAACAAGCAGAAAGGCGCCGGUCCGCGUAGGUUCCGAUGAGGAGGAUGUGAUCGUUGUGCAGUACGACAGCGAUAAAUCUCAGCCCGAUUCCUCAGUGCGUAAGGUGGGUGGAAGUCGAAAGAAUGGUGUGAAGCCGAAAAAACGCGACAUGAAGGGCAAGAGCCGCAAGAUCGUCAAGUCUGAAGAUGAUAAGAGUGACGUCGAGCUCAAAAUUUCAAAAUCCACGUCUCGUGUUGCCGGCGACAAACAAAAACCGUAUGCUAUGAACGGAGACGAUGAUUCGAAUGAGGACGAGUUCCCUUCUAUAUCCGAGUUGGCAGCGUCUACUAUAAAGGAUAGGAAUCCUGCCGUUACAAGCGUGCCCAAAAAGAUUAUGAUCAAGGGCACGAAGCGCAAAACUGACCUCGAUGAUAUCUCCGGUGAUGAACGUGACAGCGAUAUCCAAGAAGUCGAUGUAAAGGCUUCAGUAAAUAAGUCCGCUAAGCGUGCUAAGACCAACCUUGCGGUUGGCAAACACGUCGAGAUUAGGAAGAAAGGAGUUGGCGCUGAACCGAAGGAAUAUGAUGAAGGAGAAGUCAAAUCUGAUGAGGGAAGUGAUGACGAAGUUUGCGUUCCAGUAGUGAAAGGGUAUGGCAGCGAUGAUGAAAACAGCCGUGAGCGCGAAGAAGUCAAAGACGAAGCGAUGGAGCUUCCGGUUGUUCGGUCGCCAGACACCUACCACGCGAGAGCCACCUGA